AUAGAGGUACUUUUGGAGAGCCUAAACUGUUCCUGAUAUUUUUCAUGAGUCACCUUAUUUGAUUAUACCAAAAAGCCCUUACAAAAUGGGAACGAUCAUACUCAUUUUACAGCCAACCUCCUCCUCCGCCAACCUAACCUGUGCUGGGUCACCCGAUCUCCUCUCUUCUCUCCGGGCCCUCGUUUGCCUGCAGAACUCCUUCAGUCUAAUGGCUUCAGAUACCAUCUGUAGGUGCUGAAGACUUCCUAACCGUGGCCUGGAACCAACCCUGCAACAUCUCUGAGGGACACUGAUUCUGAAUGCAUGUAGGGCAGGGCGAAAAAGAGGGAGACCCUUACUCAUCCAGGAGAUGUGAAUCAACUGUCCAACAUGACUAAGACACUAGUUCCUGUCCUGGAAGGUACUCAAUCUGCCUGGAAGAAUGGGUCUACAUUUCGCACAGUUUGGUUUGUUUACGGAAUGAUGUCAUCUGGGGAAGGAGCUCUUUUUCCUGAGGCAAGGAAAGUUUGAGAAGUACAGCCAGAGGUGAGGGGAGCCUGGAACGUUCUCCAAGAGGGAGGUGACUUGGUUGUCAUGGAGAAGGACCAUCUGGGGGUGAGGCUGCAGGUUGGCAGUGUGACAGUAAUUGAUUGCUGGUGGAAAGGUAUAAAAGCAGCUGCCAGGCCCCGAGGUUCGCCAGACAGCUCAGGGAGGAUUCCACUCUGGACAGCGGCACAUCGUCCAGAGGCCGUAGCACAUCUUCCUCGUCGCCCUCCUCCCAGCAAUCUGACGCCGGACACAGGGCUCCAACUGCUGGACCCCGAUCCCUCUGCCCUGAGCUUCCUGGGGGCUUUCUGUGGACUUCCUUGCUCAUCCAGCUCCCCUGCUACCCCCAGACCUCCUCAGCUACAGGUUGCUGCUUCCUUGUGGCCGGCAGCCAUGAGGUCCCGGCUUUUGCUUUCCGUGGCCCACCUGCCCACAAUUCGGGAGACCUUGGAGGAGAUGCUGCCUGGUGGGCCUGGAGAGGACCCCCCCGCCUCCCCUAGCCUGGAUGACUACGUGAAGUCCAUCUGUCAGCUGGCGCAGCCCACCUCAGUGCCGGAUGAGGCUGCAGCCAGGGUCCGACCCAGGAGACCCCACCGGCCAGCCCGUUCCCGUGAGAAGAGCUACACCCCUGGGUCCCUACAGGACAUCACCACCCGCUUCAGUGGCCAGCAGCCCACACUGCCCGGGGCCAGCACUGUGGACCCCCUGGACUGGCUCUUUGGGGAGUCUCAGGAAAAUCGGCCAAGUGGGAGGGACAUGCCAAGGAGGACUGGAUCCUCUGCUGACCCCUGGGCUUCAUGCAGACAGACGGACAGUGGCAAGGCCCGGGAGGCCCCCAGAGGGAGGCUGAGUGAUGUCAGGGCUCCAGGGCACUCUCUGCUGAGACUGCAGAGGGACUGGCACCAGUGCUCCCAGGCUUCUGGGCAAGCUGGCCAGGAUGCAGUUUCCCCAACAAGCCCCCGUCCCAGCAGCGUCCUUAGAACUCUCUAUUUGCACCUCCCCGUGAUCCAUGAACUCUGACCCCUCCCCAAUAAAGACUUCUGCAAAUAACA
This is a messenger RNA of Balaenoptera acutorostrata (minke whale), 1577 nucleotides long. It is a transcript of the gene DEPP1, whose product is annotated as DEPP autophagy regulator 1. Gene Ontology annotation, biological process: regulation of autophagy. The transcript is spliced from 8 exons. The record is from RefSeq and is a predicted model, not a curated record. Lineage: Eukaryota; Metazoa; Chordata; Mammalia; Artiodactyla; Balaenopteridae. The coding region runs from base 574 to 1545 and encodes 323 amino acids. Gene Ontology annotation, cellular component: mitochondrion.